Messenger RNA from Harpegnathos saltator (Jerdon's jumping ant), 3749 nucleotides. RefSeq names its product MOXD1 homolog 1. The record is from RefSeq and is a predicted model, not a curated record. Bases 515 to 3346 code for a protein of 943 amino acids. Lineage: Eukaryota; Metazoa; Arthropoda; Insecta; Hymenoptera; Formicidae. Gene Ontology annotation, molecular function: dopamine beta-monooxygenase activity; copper ion binding. Gene Ontology annotation, biological process: dopamine catabolic process; norepinephrine biosynthetic process; octopamine biosynthetic process. The transcript is spliced from 10 exons. Gene Ontology annotation, cellular component: secretory granule membrane.
CUGUCGUCCGCGCAACAUGUACGGAAGACCGUUCUCGAGCCCGGUGCUUCAAAAAUCGAAUUAACGAGGAUACGUGUGAGAGACCCGCGCUCGUCGCGCUUCCAGUCGUCUUCAUUUUUGUCGCAUGAGCGAACACGAGCGGACUGCAAUUCGAUUACCGUCAAAUCGUCCUCCCGGCAGAAAUAAUCGGCAAAAAUUUCUCAUUCGCGAGAAGAGAUCGCCUCUUUCAACUACGACGAUCAAUCCACCGAGAGUUCCCAGACGAUUGGAACUCGAUUCAAGUGCGACGGUUGAAAAAUGCUAGUGAUAAAUUGAUAUCCACACCGGAUGUGCAUUUAAUUACAUUCAAUUAGACAGGUAGAUAAAAGGAAAGGGAACGACAGAGGAGGGAGAGAGAGAGAGAGAGAGAGAGAGAGAAAUAAAUUGAUGGCCCUGAUAUCGACGGUGAAGCGAAUGACGAGACUUGCCUAAAUGAUCGUAUGAGGAAUCAGGAAGGUACGGGAAGUAGACGAAGAUGCUGCUACUUAGGCUGAUGAUGACGUUGGGCGUGUGCUGGAUCGUCAAGUGCGAUCUAUUGGACCUCUACGUCCAGCACAUGGACGAGACCAUGAGGACGACGUUGUACAGGAAUAAGCGGCAUCCCAUGAACCCGGCCUCUCGCAGUAAGAGAAGCCUGCUUGAGGUCAAGCCUGUGCUCAGGGUCGGUAACUUCAAAAAGCAGCGGUUGAACUUCGACAAGGACUGGCUGACGUACUGGAAAGCGAAUAAGCAGAUGUAUUAUGAGAACGACGCAUUGGACAUUCCGAAUUUGCAAGAAGAGAAUCUGGAUCCUGGUCAACACGAGAUGCUCUCGAGUGACUUCGAGCAAACGACGUUGGAGACACUGGAGGAUGCUGCUGAAGCGAACGCGUCGGUUCUAAUCGAAACUGCGAAGCCGACAUCCAGCAUUUUUAAAAAUCAAGUGAAACCGGUGCUUCCGCAGGACACCACGGUAGUGGAGAAUGAAGAACGAAGAGAAGAAUUGGAGGACGAGUUGCCAGUCUGGCAGGAGCAACCGGACGAACUCGACGAGAUGUUCUUUGCAGCCGCGGAUUCCGAAGAGAAACUCUCGAUGGAAAACUCGGAGAAUCCCGAAAAGGAAAUGGAGGACGAAGAGAACUCACAAUUCGAGGUCAUCAACGGAAACAACAGGACCAACCCGAAAGCCUCCGACAAUCCUAGCUUCAAGAGACCACCGAAGUCAUGGGGUCGUGUACCGAAAAAAUAUUUUCCGUUUAUCGACAAGCUAGUCAAGGAUACGCGAGAAACGGAGGGAAUUAAGGACGAGGAGAUGACGAGCAGGAUCAAGAGGAGUCCACAGAAACAACGCGGGAAACCAAGGUUCAUCAGGUACGAGGUCCUCGACGAGGAUGGCGACGUCAUCCUCGAGUGGGAUCCCUUGGACGAAGAGGAGGUGACCUUCAAGGUCACCGCCAGGACAUUGGGCUACGUCGGCAUCGGUUUCAAUGAAAAGACAUAUAUGAAGGGCGCCGACAUCCUGCUCGCUUGGGUGGACGAUCACACCGGCGCCGUUAACUUGCUGGACUCGCAUGGCAUCGACGAGCUGAAAGCAGCGCCGGUUACUGACACGUCCCAGGACGUGCGAGUGCUCGCUGGCUCGCAAAACGGGACGCACACCACCGUGACGUUCUCCAGGAAGUGGCACACAUGCGAUCCCCAGGAUCACCAGCUCACGGGGGAUACCAUCAGGGUGCUGUGGGCUCUGCAUCAGAGCGAUCCGGAAUUGAACACGGCGGUCUGGCACGGCAAGAGACGAGGCGGUAGAGCUCUGAGGCUGAAGACAGUCGCGGCUCAUUCGCCGCCGCCUCGAACGCGAAACGGACUGCACUGGGACGUCAAGUUCAGCCAGUUCACAGUCUCGCCCAACAUGGACACCAUCUACUGGUGCAAGAUCUUCCAAUCUCCCCUGGAUCAGAUGCAUCACAUGAUAGGGUACACACCGCUCGUGGAGAAGGCCAACGAGGACCUGGUCCAUCACAUGAUCCUGUAUGAGUGCGCAGUGUCACCGUCUACAGCGGAACGCCUUAGCCUCCAAACCAAGCUGGCCGGCGGUGCUUGCUACAGCUCGAAGAAUCCGAUGCCCGCGGAAUGGGAAGCGUGUAUGCAACCUGUGCUCGCUUGGGCUCGCGGCAGUAAAGGAGAAUGGCUGCCGGAACACGUCGGUAUACCCGUAGCGCUGAACGGCACUAAGACGUUUUACAUGCUGGAAGUUCACUAUAAUAAUCCACACAUGAGGAACGUGAACGACAGCAGCGGCGUAAGGCUUCACUUAACUUCGGAGUUCCGUCCUCAGGAAGCGGGCAUCCUCGUGGCCGGCGUGGCGGUGAGCCCUCUUCAUCUGGUGCCCCCGAGGCAAAAGGCAUACGCCACCGCCGGAUAUUGCACUCCGCAUUGCACCAACACGAUGUUCCCUAAAGACGGCAUCAACAUCGUGUCGGUCGUUCUACACUCGCAUUUGGCUGGACGCCGUCUCACCUUGAAGCACAUUCGCAAAGGGAAAGAACUGCCGAGGAUAGUCCAGGAUAAUCACUUCGACUUCGACUACCAGCAGUCUCACAUUCUGGAGAAGGAGGUAAAAGUGCUGCCCGGCGAUGAGCUCGUCGCGGAAUGCGUCUACGGUACUUUGGACAGGGAAAUGCCGACCUUAGGCGGCUACGCGGCUUCUCAGGAGAUGUGCUUGGCGUUCGUUGUGCAUUAUCCCAAGACACCUUUGGCCGCCUGUUACAGCAUGACGCCUGUCAAGGAUCUUUUCCGGACUCUUGGCGUGAUGAAGUUCAAGGGAAUGACAAUGGACCAACUGGAGAAGGUGUUCCUGACGACCGGAACGGACAUCGUGUCGACCAGCAAACAAACCUCCACGGAUGUCACGGGAGUUGGCAACAACAACGAAACCAUCAUCAAAGAAACCCUUACUGCGUUAAAAGCGAUGAAGGAAUACACAGAGGAAACCGAGAACGAUAAUGUCUUCACACGACUUGUCAUCGAAGAUCCCGUGGAGUUUCAAAAUCGGACUAUGGCCGAACAUAUUCUAGCUCUGGCAUGGACGGACGAGUUGUUGGCAAGAUCAAUAGAGAAAAAUCUUUAUCAAGGCAAACACAUGACGUUCUGCCGGAAAAGGGACGACAAAUUAGCGCUGCCGGCAGACAUCCAGACCUUCCCGAAAUUCAUAGAGCUACCGGAAGUGAACGACACCACCUGCGAAAUCUCCGGCACCGCUGGAGCUCCUCAUACCUUCGUGAUACACCUGGUCACUAUUAUCAGUGUAUUAUCGGUCUUCAUGUUCUAGGAAGACCCGAUCGAAUAGUCAGAGACAGUCGGUGAAUGAACGUUGCACGAUUAAUGCACUUCGCGCUGUCGAUCACAUGAAUACGACGAAAGGGUUCUCUACGUCACAAGUGUCCCUUGUAUAUUUCCGUAUUUUACGAAACUACCCCCCGAUUAAUUUAUUAACGAUGCACGGGUAAUUUUCUCGAAUUAAUGCCAACCGUAUGAAGCGGAUUUGGAGGUUUCUUCAAGUAUUAGGUCUAGUAGUUAAUUCUUUCCGAUGAAAUUCACAUACGAGUCCCAGAAGUACCCGACCUGACGUAUAGAUGGCGGUUGUUGUUUGAAAAGAAUGACUAUGGUAGAAAGUACCAACCUUAUAAAACUUAAGGGUAAGAGCACAGGCUUUUGCAUAACACAUAAUACAU